GAUAUCAAACACGAAACGUAUAACAAUCACAAUCAUGAAACCUAUCAAAAAGGAAGAAGUUAAACAGGAAAUGUUUAGCCAAGAUCCCCUAGAUAGUAGCUACAACAAUGGCUACCAAAAGGAACAUUAUGAAAUGAAUGCUCCUUUUGAUGUAUCACAAGCUAGUUCAUGUGAUUAUUCCAUGUCCCAGUUCAAAGAGGAUGAACCGGCAUUUGUGGCCAAAGAAGAGGCCAGCUAUAAUGAAGACGAUUCUCAAGAAAUGGAUCAAGAUGAAUCACAAGAACAAAACUAUGAUGACAAUAACGAGGAUGAAGAUGAUGAUGAGGAUAUGCCAUUGGCAGCACGUAAAUCCAAACAACAACAUCAAGUGAUUCAAGAGGAAGAAGAUGACGAAGAAGACAUUCCUCUGGCUAAGCGUAAAAUCAAAGCCGAAGAAGAUGAGGAUGAUGAAGAUGUUCCAUUGUUGGCACGUAAAAAACCCAAAAAAGAAAAGUCCAAGGAAAAGAAAAAGAAACGUGUCAAGGAAGAAGAAGACGACUACACCGAAGUUAAACCCAAGAAAUCUAAAAAGACUGCUGCUCCAACGGCUAGCGUGAAAACUGAAACCGCUUCACCCACAAAACGUGUCAAAAAAGAAAAGAAAGCUGAAGAAGAGGAAGAAGUUUGGAGAUGGUGGGAAGAAGAAAAGCGUGAAGAUGGUGUCAAAUGGAAUACAUUGGAACACAAGGGUCCAGUUUUUGCCCCUCCCUAUGAACGUUUGCCGAAAAAUGUACGUUUCUACUAUGAUGGCAGACCAUUGGAGUUGAGCGAAGAAACUGAAGAGGCCGCCACAUUUUACGCCAAGAUGUUGAAUCAUGACUACUGCACAAAGAAAAUAUUCAACGACAACUUCUUCAAGGACUUCCGCAAAACGAUGACUAAAGAGGAAAAGGAUAUCAUUAAAGAUUUUGAUAAGUGCAACUUUGAAGAAAUGCACAGAUUCUUCUUGGCUGAAUCGGAAAAACGCAAGAACGCCACUAAGGAAGAAAAACUAAAGAAAAAGGAAGAAAAUGAGGCCCUUGUCAAGGAAUAUGGUAUUUGUAUUAUCGAUGGACACAAGGAGAAGAUUGGUAAUUUCCGUCUGGAACCUCCUGGUCUGUUUAGAGGUCGUGGUGAACAUCCUAAAAUGGGUAUGAUUAAGCGUCGUAUCCAAGCCGAAGAUGUGUCAAUUAAUUGUGGCAAAGAUUCCAAAAUACCCCAGCCACCUCCUGGUCAUCGUUGGAGAGAAGUUAUACACAACAACACUGUCACUUGGUUGGCAUCUUGGACAGAGAAUGUUCAGGGUCAAGUGAAAUAUAUUAUGUUGAAUCCAUCAUCCAAAUUAAAGGGAGAAAAGGAUCACAUUAAAUAUGAGACUGCCAGACGCUUGGCUAAAUCAAUUGAUACAAUCCGUGAAACAUAUCGCAACGAAUGGAAAUCGAAGGAAAUGCGUGUUAGGCAACGUGCCGUCGCUUUGUAUUUCAUAGAUAAAUUGGCUCUGAGAGCAGGUAACGAAAAGGAUGAAGAUCAAGCCGACACAGUGGGUUGUUGUUCAUUGCGUGUGGAACACGUAACACUGCACAAAGAAUUGAAUGGCAAAGAGAAUGUGGUGGUCUUUGAUUUCCUGGGUAAGGAUUCUAUACGCUACUACAAUGAGGUUGAGGUGGAAAAGCGAGUGUUUAAAAAUCUGGAACUUUUUAUGGAGAACAAGAAAACUGGUGACGAUUUGUUUGAUCGUCUAAAUACACAAGUGCUAAAUGAACAUUUGAAGGAACUUAUGGAAGGUCUCACUGCCAAAGUGUUCCGUACCUACAAUGCUUCAGUUACAUUACAAAAUCAAUUGGAUCUGUUGACACAAGACGACAUGACCAUACCUGAAAAACUAUUGGCCUACAAUCGAGCUAACCGUGCUGUGGCUAUCCUAUGUAACCAUCAACGUUCCGUGCCCAAGAGCCACGAAAAAUCCAUGGAAAAUCUCAAAGAGAAAAUCAGACAAAAACGUGAACAAUUGGAUGAUGCCGAAAAUGAAUAUGAGGACCUUAAGAGAGCUGCUAGAAAAGGUUCGGUCCGAGAGAGAGUCAUUGCCGACAAGAAGUUCAAACAAAUUGAACGCCUUAAGGAACAACUAAAGAAAAUGGAGUUACAAGAGACUGACAGAGAUGAAAAUAAAACAAUUGCUUUGGGCACGUCCAAAUUGAAUUAUUUGGAUCCACGUAUUUCGGUGGCUUGGUGCAAGAAGAAUAAAGUUCCAAUUGAGAAAAUCUUUAACAAAACACAACGGAACAAAUUCAUGUGGGCUAUUCACAUGGCUGAUGAAAACUAUCGCUUCUAAAUCCAAGUUAGUAGAAGAGAAAAAGAAGACGAUAUGCAGCAACUAUGCAGCUAACAUCAAAUUAAAAUGUUUUAUAUAUAAGUCGUAUAUAUAAAUAGUAAACAAAUAUGAAUAAUCCCUUCUCAAGCAAAACAAAGAGAAAGCCCACCCAAAAAAAUAACAACAAAAGUAGGUUACAUGCAAUACUAUACAUACCAGUAUGGUGUAAAAAAGAAACACAACCUUCAACUCAAAACAAACAAAAAAAAAAAAAUAUUUAUUGAAAAGGUCAAUAUUAUUAUGAUUUUAUGAAGAAUUUAACAAUCCAAAAUGAAAGAUAAUUAUAGUGUUCAACAUCAUAUAGUUAUAGAAAAACAAGACAUUUAUGUUUUGUUUUCAAACUGAAUUUUGAUGAAUAUUUGAAAAAAUUAAGUUUUUAUUCGAUUCUAAUUCAGUUAUUUUGAUUAGAUGAUGAGUUGUGUCAGAUUCUUAGCAAAUUAUUUGGAAAUAGUUGUGGAACUAUUUCAACAUUUCUAAAGAAAAUUGUAAUAACUAUGAAAAUGUUUUAUAAGAAAUUACGUUGGUUAUGCAAAUUGCAUAUCUUUGUUUUGUGUCCCCCCCAAACACACACACAUACAGUUUUUGCUAUAAAAUAAUUCAAGUUAUUUUGCUUCUUUGCUAUAGGUUUAUUUUCGAAAUAUUGAAACCACAUAUGAGGUUUCUUAACCACCACACACAUCCCCCAAACACAGAGAAAUAUUCUUAUGGCAAAGUUAUUUUAAUUUAUAUUUAUAGUUUAAUUUUAUUUAAACAUUUUUAGAACAUUACAUGCAGCAAAACGGUAACAAGUUCAUAAAAUUAUGUCAUACAUAAAAAGAUCUUGUUAAAAAAUAUUAAUCAAGAUAAAUUGAUUAUGAUCCUUUAACUAUAAGUUAUAUAUAAAUAUUAAUUAUAAUUUUAAACAAUUUUAUUGAAACAUUUUUUGUGCAUAAGUAAUUUAGUUAAAAUGAAAACUUGCAAUAACUUUUGAACGGGACCCCCUCCCUAACCAAUUACAAGACAAGAACAGAUAAAAUCCAACAAAUUUAUAUAUUCUCUUUCAACUCCCAAUUGAAUGCUUUAAGAAAUUAUAAAGAGUUUAGUUUUAAUUUUUUUCUUCAUUUUUUACAUUUUAAGUUUUUUUUUUUCUUCUUUAAUAUUUAAUUAUUUGUAUUAUUUUCCUUACUUUCAUCUAAAAAUCAUACACUGUGCAAUUAUUUUUUUAAUGGAAAAACUAAAAAAUAUGAAAAAAUUCUUAUGUUUAUGAUCCUCCCUCCCCAUUUAAAUACCUACCUACCUACCUAUAUUAUUUAAAUAAAAAUUUAGUUUGUGCUUAAAACACACAAAAUAUAUGAAAUUAUAAACCAAUCAACUUUUCCCCACCACCCACCCCCCAACCAUCCCUUAUACGCAAUUUAGUAUCAAUUUUUUGCCUUUGUUUAUUAUUUUGAAUAUAUUUCAACUUUAAACUAUUUUCUUUUUGGUAGGAAAAGUGAUGAAAACAAAAACAUAAUGUUCUCUCUUUGCAACAAACCACAAUUAUUAAGCAUUAGAGUUAGAAUAAAGCCACAACUUUAUAUAUAUGAAAACAAAAAAACAACAACAAAAUAUAUAAGAAUUAGAAAAAAUAUUUUUUCUUUUAAUUUUCUUUUAUAUUUUUAAGUGAUACAACUACUGAUAUUUUAAUAAAAAAAAAAAAAAUAAUAAUUUGAAUUAAUUCAGAUUAUCUUAUCCAUAUACACAAAACAAA
This is a messenger RNA of Musca domestica (house fly), 4118 nucleotides long. It is a transcript of the gene Top1, whose product is annotated as DNA topoisomerase 1. The transcript has 5 exons. Gene Ontology annotation, cellular component: nucleolus; chromosome. The record is from RefSeq and is a predicted model, not a curated record. Lineage: Eukaryota; Metazoa; Arthropoda; Insecta; Diptera; Muscidae. Bases 35 to 2350 code for a protein of 771 amino acids. Gene Ontology annotation, biological process: DNA topological change; chromosome segregation; DNA replication. Gene Ontology annotation, molecular function: DNA topoisomerase type I (single strand cut, ATP-independent) activity; DNA binding.